This is a messenger RNA of Closterium sp. Naga37s-1, 1296 nucleotides long. NCBI's taxonomy places the organism in Eukaryota, Viridiplantae, Streptophyta, Zygnematophyceae, Desmidiales, Closteriaceae. The record is from the annotation of a GenBank genome assembly.
AUGGAAUCUGGCCAAGAGAAGGAUAUGGCAAGGGAGGAAGGGCCCACUGCACCUAAUGAAGUGGUGAACAAUGUUGCUGAGAUUGACCUCAAUCAAGAUGAGGCAAUGGCUGACCUUGAGUUGGAUAAUAUUGAGGACCUGGACCGGGACUUUGGAGAUGAGCAUAACCAUGGUGAAGCUGAGAACCAUGAUGAAGCUGAGAACCAUGAUGAAGCUGAUAAUCAUGGUGAAGCUGACAACCAUGGGGAAGAGGAUAACACCGGUGAAAAGGAGAACACUGGUGAUGAAAAUGACUUCACCGAGGGUGAAGGCAUGAGUUAUCCUAUCUCCGAGGAGAUUGUCCAACUCCAGGCUAAAGUGGCAACUCAGAAUAUCACCAUCCUGCAGCAGCAGACGUCCAUUGAUGGACUCAAGAAGCAUACUCAGAACCUUGAGGCUGAUCUGUGCAUUGCCACGAAGGAGGUUACUGACUUCCGUCGCAGCCUGGGCACUAAAAAGCGCCAGAUUGAGUGGCUUCAGAAGACUUGCACUAAUCUGCAAGCAUCAUUCAACAAGCUCCAUGACCAGUUCAAAGAGCUUAGGAGGGAGGGCAUUUACCAGCCUCCUCCUGGGCAUAGGCCCGCUCCUGCUGCUCAGCCGGCAUCCGCUCCGCCCGCACCUACGCCAGCGCAGGGACCGUUUGAAUGGCCAGAGUUCUUCACCGCGCUGAAAGAGGCAUUCAUGGUCAAGAAGUCCGACCUGGAACUGCGCGGACGCCUUGAGAGUAUCAAGUGUCGUGACCGUUCGGUGCAGGAAUAUGCGGUCGAGUUUGAAGCCGCAGCACGCUCGCUCCAUAAGCCUUUGUCUGAGGAGGAGAUGAUGCACGUCUUCAUGAAAGGCCUCUUUGUCAUGACCAAUUGGACGACCUACAAGGAGAUGAAGGAGCAGGUGAUCAAAACUGACAACAUCAUUCGCACGUACAUCCAUGGUCCUGCAAAGCCAGACCAGCAGCCCCGUGCUGAGGGCUCUGGUGGUCGUGGAAACCGACCCCAGAAUGCCAACAGCAGAGGCGGUUGGAACAAGCGACCCUUCCAGCAGCGUGAUCACCAGCCUGGACCACAGGCCAAGAGGGCUAACGGGGGGGAAGGUCAUGGCCCUAACAAGCCCGACUUCUCCAAGAUGAGGUGUAACGGCUGUGGAAGGAUUGGACACAUCAAAAAGCACUGCCGUGACAAGAACGCUAUCAAGUAUUCAGGGAAGCCUAAGCCAGGCGGCGCUGGACCUUCUGGAAAGAAGGAUUUUCAGAAGCCCAACUAG